GCGAAUUCCACUGGUCGAGCCGGAGCAAGUUUUCUUGCUCCGCGGUCUAGAAUCUGCGUUCCACUGGUCGAUUCGGAGCAAGUUCACGUUUUCCACUGGCAGAUUCGGAGCAACCCACUCCGCGACGGAGCGUUCCGCGUUGCUCCGUCUUGCAGAGGCGGAUUUCGCCGGAACUCCGGCAACGCGAUGCCGUCAUUUCCGGUACAGUCGGGCAACACGGUUGUCUUCAGCGCUUUUUGAGGCGGUGCCUGAUCACCCUGUGCACUUGUUUACAUUCCAAAAAUGGCGUCGUUCAACUCUGCUAGACGAGCUGCUGGUCUGCUUCUUGCGCUAAGCGAUAGCGAGAGCACAAGUUCGGACAGUAGCAGCAGCAGCAGCGAUGACGACGAGCCGUACGUGCUGUACGAAGAAAUGUUUAAAGAAAUGUUCCCUGUCCCGCCGUGCGCACGCCCAAAGAUCAUCGGCUACGUCGAGGAAGUUGUGCACGCGUACUCAGAGGAAGAGUUUCGCAGGAACUUCAGGGUUUCAAGGGCUGUCGCUGCCGACCUGUACAACGACUUUGGUGCCUCUCCGAUGUACCCUCGGUGUGACAAUGGGGGAUCACCUGCAAAAACAGCCGAGGAGCAUGUCCUAGCGUUCCUGUGGUAUGCUGCAAAUAAAGCCUGCAUCAGAGAUGUUGCCGGUCGCUUCGGGCUUGGUGAAACAACAGCCUUUAGAGUCAUUGAGCGUGUGAUGGACUACCUUGUGGAAUUAGCUAAGACCGUGAUAGCCUUCCCUGACGACUUGCAGGGCCUGUCCACGAAAUUUGAGCAGUUGUCUGGAGUACCUGGUGUCAUUGGAUGCAUUGAUGGCAGCUACAUAAGCAUUCGCUGUCCUGUCAACAAGGUCCGAUCAACGUACAUCAAUCGGCACAAUUACAUCUCAAUAACUCUACAGGGAGUCUGUGACCAUGAGAAAAGGUUUUUGGAUGUCACUGUUGGAAAUCCCAGCAAAAUUCAUGAUGCCAGGGUGUUUGAAAAUUCCCGUUUAGCAAAAAAGCUCCCUAAAGUUUGUGCCCCUGGAAAUUAUCAUGUCUUAGGUGACGCAGCGUAUCCCUUGCGGGAAUGCCUGUUGACCCCAUACAGAGAUUAUGGCAGUCUCACGGAUCAACAGAAAAAGUUUAAUGCAAGGUUCUCCGCAACAAGGGUGCGUAUUGAGAAUGCGUUUGCGGACCUAAAGGCUCGUUUCCGCCAGCUUCUGCAUCUAGACUUUUUCUUAGUUGAUAAGAUGAACAAGUUUAUGAUAUCAUGUGCUGUUUUGCACAACUUGUGCAUAACCGCAGGAGUUGGGGAUGUCCCUUCUGGCCUCGAUGAUGGCACUCCAAGUAGCCUGUGGGAAAAUUUUUCCCAAGAUGACGCUGCUAGCUGUGGGCCGCAAACAGCAAGCGAUAUAUUGCUGCGGAGAAAGGGAGAGCAAAAACGGGAGUGCGUUUUUCAGAAAAUGCAGCUGCAAUGUAUUGUCUAACAUACAGCCAGGUUUUUUGUAAGGGCAGUUAAAGGGACAUAAAAGGCAAAUAUUAAAGGGGCUGUCUACCGUCCUUCAUCGCUUUUCUGUUUUGUACCGAUAUAGAAAGCGUACCGUCUGAAGUGUCCAACCUUGCAGCGGUUUUUCUGGAAAGUGAGUAGAAAUUUUUGAAAACAGAAUUUUGCGAUCUGCAUUCGGUCUUCUUCCAUUGGCGUGAAACAUGCCCACAACACUGGUUGGUGGACGCGAUGACGAUUGUAGUGCCGGUAAAAAUUAAAACCGAAAGCACGUGGUUUUAGUAGGAUUACUUUAUUUUCGCUGUACACUAUUGUAAUGAAUGUAACAGUCGUUUUCAGCGGGCUAGCGGUUAAAUGAAGCCCUAUUAUGCUCGUUGCCGCCGAUGUGAUGAACAAUCUUCUCAUUUUCACCAUAAUCAGAAAAUUUUUUUCGAGCGGUAGACAGUCCCUUUAAGUCGACGUUGAUUGUUGAAAUAACGGUCCAGAAAUGUCGUAGUGCUGCUUUUGUGCCAAGGAAGUGUUUAUUUUGAAAUAAAAUCACGUUUUAGUGGUCCGCAUCGCGUUGGCGCACUUCAAAUCACCCAUCUGAAAGCAGCGUUUCUCACGUCACUGUUGCCGUGCCCAACGUUGCCCGCAUUUACUGCCGUUUUAGACGUUGUCAUACAUUGAGCUUUCACUCUGACAUAAAUUCUUAUUUGCUUUUAGUGUCCCUUUAAAGAAGGCAUUGAAAGCUCUCUAUUUUGAUCGUUUAUGUUCCUGAACAUUUAGUAAAUGCCCUGUCAACUGCUUGAAGAAUGCUGCUGUAUGUUUUACAUGCAAAUAAGUUGUACAGAAGAUGUGUGAAAUGAAACUUUUUACUUUGUAGUCUGCGUUUGUGCAGCGGAGGGUGGAAAGGAAGAACGAUUUAUUUGUUCUUAGCAUUCAAACCAAGUGUAGCUCAUAGGGGAUCAUUUUUUCUUGCCUCUUUUCGCUUUUUCACUUCUUCGCCUCUUCUUCCCGUUCUCUAGUAGCUUUUAUUCUGUGUUUUGGUUGCUCGCUAUCUUUCUGUCCAGUAGAUGUAGAAGGGCUCAGAGUCUCGGUGUUUCAGAGUGUUAAUUUGUUUUUGCUUAUGCUGUUGAUGUCUUUUGUGAGACCACACCAACAGAGCCUCUUACAAAAUCUGGUUCUGAACUGCUGGUGAGAAAUCACAUUUUUUCAAGCUCAUUUUCAUAUUCUGUAACUUGAAGAGAGUUCUCACAUUUGUUGUUCACAACACAAACUGUUCUUUUUGCGCACAGUUUUGUAGCAUGUGCAGCAUUGGUCUGCACACGCUAUGAGCUGCAACGCAUGUGCACUACUUAGCCCUAAAUUUUCACCUUCAAUGCGUAUUGUGCUUUAUUAAUUUAUUAUAUACAAAAGAAAGGGCGUCUUAAGUGUUGCCAAAAUUGUGUUAAUUUUGUGUGCUUUAGUUAUGUAUGUCAGUGAUGAACAGUGAAUGCAGGUAUUUCUUUAAAGGGCCCUGCAACCUUUAUUGAGCAUCGCUGGGAAAGGUUGCCAGUCUAUAGUCGAGACACCUAUGUAUGUGAUGUCAAGGAAUGCAAUGCCUACAAUAAACAUGCUUUUGAUAUUUUAUUCGUUCUUUUCCAAGCCAAAAACGUCACGGAGAAGGCUCAUCUUCUCGGCAUGCAUUUGCUCCCGCCGCUGUAUCUUGGCAAGGCGCCGUUCUUCCCUUUUGGCUUCUCUUUCAGCUUUG
Molecule: messenger RNA, 3252 nt
Organism: Rhipicephalus sanguineus (brown dog tick)
Lineage: Eukaryota; Metazoa; Arthropoda; Arachnida; Ixodida; Ixodidae
Product: putative nuclease HARBI1
Exons: 4
Coding region: 283-1503 (406 amino acids)
Source: RefSeq, a predicted model, not a curated record